GCAACAGUCAACCAGCUGACAGUAGAGAGGCUAGAUACCCCUUGGCAGUGAACUAGCUGACAGUAGAUAGGCUAGAUACACGCAACAGUCAACCAGCUGACAGUAGAGAGGCUAGAUACACUCGGCAGUCAACCAGCUGACAGGUGAGAGGCUAGAUACACUCGGUAGUCAACCAGCUGACAGGUGAGAGGCUAGAUACACCUGGCAGUCAACCAGCUGACAGUAGAUAGGCUAGAUACACUCGGCAGUCAACCAGCUGACAGUAGAUAGGCUAGAUACACUCGGCAGUCAACCAGCUGACAGUAGAGAGGCUAGAUACACUCGGCAGUCAACCAGCUGACAGGUGAGAGGCUAGAUACACUCGGCAGUCAACCAGCUGACAGUAGAGAGGCCAUUCAGUUCCUUUUGUGGUCUACAACCAUCCUGAGACCCUUUCUGGGUGAACAAUAAAGCCAGCAGCUGAAAGAGAGAGAGAGACGGAGAACUGUACCUCCGUUGGGUGAGGAAGACUUCACUAUCCAGCCGGUCGCCAUGAGAUUCCCCAAGCUGCCCAACCCAGGUCUGGAUGACCGAAUCCCGUCUCAUAAAGAGCUGGAGAGAAUGGAGAAGGAGGAGGCUGGGGACAGGCCCAAAUGGGACAACAAGACCCAGUACAUGCUGACCUGUGUGGGCUUCUGUGUGGGGCUGGGGAACGUGUGGAGGUUCCCUUACCUGUGUCAGAGCCAUGGAGGAGGAGCGUUUAUGAUCCCGUUCCUGAUCUUGCUGGUUCUGGAGGGGAUUCCACUGCUGCACCUGGAGUUUGCUAUCGGACAGCGCCUCAGGAGCGGCAGUGUGGGAGUGUGGGGCUCUGUCAACCCUUACCUCACUGGCAUUGGUAUUGCCUCCAUGUUGGUUUCUUUCCUGGUUGGGAUGUACUACAACACUAUCAUGGCCUGGAUCAUGUGGUACCUCUUCAACUCCUUCCAGGACCCUCUGCCUUGGAGUCAGUGUCCCCUCAAUGCAAACAAGACAGGUCUGGUGUCAGAGUGCGCACGGAGCUCCUCCGUGGAUUACUUCUGGUACAGAGAGACACUGAACACCUCGACGGCCAUAGAUUUAUCCGGAGGCCUUCAGUGGUGGAUGGUGCUAGCCCUGGUGUCUGCCUGGACUUUACUCUAUGUCUGCUGUAUCAGGGGGAUUGAGACUACUGGCAAGGCUGUGUACAUAACAUCCACUCUGCCCUACUUGGUGCUCACCAUCUUCCUGAUCAGAGGACUGACUCUGAAAGGUUCUCUGGAUGGAGUCAAGUUCCUCUUCACACCAGACGUGAAUGAGCUGAUGAACCCGUCUACCUGGCUGGAUGCAGGUGCCCAGGUGUUCUACUCUUUCUCCUUGGCCUUCGGAGGUCUCAUCUCCUUCUCCAGCUACAACUCUGUACACAACAACUGUGAACAGGACGCUGUCAUCAUCUCCGUCAUCAACGGAGCCACCUCCGUCUACUCUGCUACCGUCAUCUACUCCAUCAUAGGCUUCAGGGCCACGGAGAAGUUUGACGACUGCUCGGAUAGUAACACCAUGGCCCUUAUGAAUGCAUUUGAUCUCCCUGAGCACUACUUCACUGUGAACAACUAUGAGGAAGUUCUCCAAGGUCUCAACAGCACAUCGCCAGACAUCAUCCAGGGAUUAAACCUGAAGACCUGUGAUCUACAGCAGUUUCUCAGUCAGGGUGUGGAGGGAACUGGUUUGGCCUUCAUCGUGUUCACAGAAGCCAUCACCAAGAUGCCUGUCUCUCCUCUCUGGUCCAUCCUGUUCUUCAUCAUGCUCUUCUGUCUGGGACUGUCCACCAUGUUUGGGAACAUAGAGGGGGUCGUGGUGCCCCUUCAGGAUCUGAACAUCUUCCCUAAAAGGUGUCCCAAAGAAGUCUUGACAGGUGUCACUUGUAUUGUUUGUUUCACCGUCGCUCUCAUAUUCACCCAGCGGUCUGGUAACUACUGGCUGGCUCUGUUCGACAGCUUUGCCGGCUCCAUCCCUCUCCUAGUCAUCGCCUUCUGCGAAAUGGUGUCUGUUGUUUACAUCUAUGGGAUAGACAGGUUUAACGCAGACAUCGAGUUCAUGAUUGGACACAAGCCCAACCUGUUCUGGCAGGUGACCUGGAGGUUCGUCAGUCCAGUCAUCAUGCUGGUCAUCUUCAUCUUCUACUUCGUCACCCAGGUCAGCGGGGAGCUAACCUACCUCGUAUGGGACGAAGACGCGGAGGAAUUCCCUACUCUGGCAGACCGUCAGUAUCCCGACUGGAUCUACUUCAUCAUAUUUAUUUUGGCUGGCAUUCCCAGUCUGGCUGUCCCCGGAGUCGCCAUAUUCAAAUUCAUCUACAACCGCUGCUGCCUGAAAGACAACGGCUACAGAGAAGACACCGUCAACUCUGUCUCCGCUAAAAUACAGAUGACAGAAAAAACGAUGGACUAAGUAACAGGUUCACCUUCAGAUCUGGAUUUCAAUGAAAACUUGUUGUUUUUUCAGUGUUUUAUUUAAAAAAAUAAUAAUCUUUCAUCUGGAAGAAUUGAAGAUGCCCAAUACAUUACGCAAAUUAAGGUGGAGAGCAUAGACCAGGAGUCUCCAACAGGUCGACCGCCAGCUCCCAGUAGCACACAGCUCACCAGACUAUUCUGAAAGUAGUUCCACCGCAAACUGUCAUUAACAAAUCUCAUAAGUAUCAGAAACCGCCAGCUCCCAGUAGCACACAGCUCACCAGACUAUUCUGAAAGUAGUUCCACCGCAAACUGUCAUUAACAAAUCUCAUAAGUAUCAGAAACCGCAAGCUCCCAGCGACUAUCCAAUCAAAGCCACAUUAACAUUAUCCCGCCCCCGGGCGACUAUCCAAUCAAAGCCACAUUAACAUUAUCCCGCCCCCGGGCGACUAUCCAAUCAAAGCCACAUUAACAUUAUCCCGCCCCCGGGCGACUAUCCAAUCAAAGCCACAUUAACAUUAUCCCGCCCCCCGGGUUAGCCACUAUAGGCUGAAAAAAAAGCCACGACUAACACAAUAUCUGCCAAUUAAUUCCCAGCAGUAUUGCCCGUGUCUGUCUGUGUGGUACGAGCCUUUGUCUAUCAAAAGCGUCUUGUGUGCUGACAGAAAUAAUUUCCCCAAAAAACUUCUCAAUUAAAACUACAAAGUAGGCUUACCUGGCAGAAGUAUAUCAUGAGGAAGUAUAUCAUGAGGAAGUAUAUCAUGAGGAAGUAUAAUCAUGAGGAAGUAUAAUCAUGAGGAAGUAUAUCAUGAGGAAGUAUAAUCAUGAGGAAGUAUAAUCAUGAGGAAGUAUAAUCAUGAGGAAGUAUAUCAUGAGGAAGUAUAAUCAUGAGGAAGUAUAAUCAUGAGGAAGUAUAUCAUGAGGAAGUAUAAUCAUGAGGAAGUAUAUCAUGAGGAAGUAUAUCAUGAGGAAGUAUAAUCAUGAGGAAGUAUAAUCAUGAGGAAGUAUAUCAUGAGGAAGUAUAAUCAUGAGGAAGUAUAAUCAUGAGGAAGUAUAUCAUGAGGAAGUAUAAUCAUGAGGAAGUAUAUCAUGAGGAAGUAUAUCAUGAGGAAGUAUAUCAUGAGGAAGUAUAAUCAUGAGGAAGUAUAUCAUGAGGAAGUAUAUCAUGAGGAAGUAUAUCAUGAGGAAGUAUAAUCAUGAGGAAGUAUAUCAUGAGGAAGUAUAAUCAUGAGGAAGUAUAAUCAUGAGGAAGUAUAUCAAUGUAUCUUUGUUAUUUGCAAACUUUGCCAUGAAAUGAGCAGCAGCAGUACAGAACCAUCACUAGACUGGAACAUUAGACGGCACAUUCCUCACUUGCUAGAGUUGCAAUUAAAGGGCCAGAUGCUCAAUUAAAGGAGAAUUACACCAAAUAAAAUCGUUCAGACCUAAAUUUGCUUUUUGUCCACUAAGGACCAGGGGAAGAGUUGACAACAUGUUGCCCUACUUCCUGUUGUACACUAAGGACCCAGGGAAGAGUUGACAACAUAGUGCCCUACUUCCUGUUGUCCACUAAGGACCAGGGGAAGAGUUGACAACAUAGUGCCCUACUUCCUGUUGUCCACUAAGGACCAGGGGAAGAGUUGACAACAUAGUGCCCUACUUCCUGUUGUACACUAAGGACCCAGGGAAGAGUUGACAACAUAGUGCCCUACUUCCUGUUGAACACUAAGGACCCAGGGAAGAGUUGACAACAUAGUGCCCUACUUCCUGUUGAACACUAAGGACCCAGGGAAGAGUUGACAACAUAGUGCCCUACUUCCUGUUGAACACUAAGGACCAGGGGAUGAGUUGCAGGCGGAAGGAGAAGAGAAGAAUGGGCCUAUUUGAAAGCUAGAAUUAGUAGCUCGCAACACGUUUCAUUGUUUUUUAAAAGUAGCUCCUCGUGUUAGAAAAGGUUGGAGAACCCUGUCAUACAAAAUUCUCACCUCACUCUCAUAUAUAUAUAAUAAACAAACAAAUUUGUACAUUAGAGAAUACAACACCAUAAGACUGUGAGCUAUUGGCUCUAAGGUAUUACGUUGUGUACCGUAUGGGAAUUAUUAUUUUCAGUUUUGUAAACUUUGUAUAAGUGAUGCAGAAACCCUUUUUUUUUCUCAAAUAAUAUUCUCAAUUUUGUGUAGUAUGAAUUAAAUGGAUAUAUCAGUAUUUUUUUCUCCAAAAGAAUCAUUCGUUUCAUGGAAAAUUGUAACAUACGCACAGUUUCUGUCUUCAUGCCUUUUAUUUGUUGUUGUUGUUGU
Molecule: messenger RNA, 4723 nt
Organism: Salvelinus fontinalis (brook trout)
Lineage: Eukaryota; Metazoa; Chordata; Actinopteri; Salmoniformes; Salmonidae
Product: sodium-dependent neutral amino acid transporter B(0)AT1-like
Exons: 12
Coding region: 532-2445 (637 amino acids)
Biological process (GO): sodium ion transmembrane transport
Cellular component (GO): membrane
Source: RefSeq, a predicted model, not a curated record